This is a messenger RNA of Chironomus riparius, 772 nucleotides long. NCBI's taxonomy places the organism in Eukaryota, Metazoa, Arthropoda, Insecta, Diptera, Chironomidae. The record is from the annotation of a GenBank genome assembly.
GCAUUUAGAAAAAUAAUUGUUAAAAAAAGGAAAUUUGUGAAAAACAUUUUUGAACUUUUCUCAUUGAAAAUGUCGGUGCCAUUUGCUGGAACUUUUACACGAUCAGGCGGAGUAUUAUCCGCAAUUGCUAAACAAAUUAAGUUGCUGAAUUUUAAAGCAGUUAAACGAGUUACAGUUAAAUUUGAUCCAUUUCAUGAAAAUGCCAAUAAUACUCGGGAUUUCCUGCAUGCUAUUUCUACAUCAAAAGUCUCUCAGACUAAUCCAAGCUGUAUAGUUAAAACAGAUAUCGUUUGCAAUAGAGAUAAGCCUUUAGUGACAUUUCAAUUUAUUCCAUCGGUUCAAGAAGCAUCAAAGAUUAAAACCAUUAAGGUAGAAGCUGAUAAUUUGAGUCUGUUGGAACUUUUAAAAGUCACAAACGAGCAAAUUACAGCAAGAGCACCAAAAGAAGAACCUGUCAGUACGCUCAAGACAAAGUCAGAGAAAAAGGGAGCAGUUGGAAAGCGCCGAUAGAAAGGAAUAUAACAUUUAGAUUAGGCAUAAAAAUAAUUAUUAGAAGAGAUAAUGUCAAAGAUUAAGGGAGGGGGUCAUAUAGAUUUUAUUGAUCACAUUUAUUCAACAAUGCCCAGCUUUACAGACGUAUUUACGGAGGAGACGUUUUAUAUUUUCGUCAUCUGUUUUGUACUUAGUACAUUGGUUAUUGCCUUCCUUUUGUCACGAUUCAUUAAAUUAAAACCGGUUGAAUAAAAGUGAUAAGAUUUUUUCCAAGAAUUAA